AAAUGAAUCCGGCAACUGGCCCUCUUGGGCAAAGAUUAUGCCAGCUGGCUCCCUGAGACCCUUAGUCUGCCAGGAAGGGCGAAAGCAAAAUUCCCUUCUGAAAUCGAACCUUUCUUCUUAAAAACAACCGGGGUCAGUGGGUAUCCCACCCCAGAGAAAUCCACACACGUUCCUAUAUGGAGAGAGCUCCCCACAAAGCUGAAUGUGGUUUUCAAAGGUUACUGCGGCCCUCCAGCCUCUCCAGCUCAGGCCUCCUGCGAGCAGAAACCAGGACCUCGAGGAAGAAGGCUCUUCUACCACCGGCUGGCAAAACCCUGUGUUGUGAGGACUUUCGUAACUGGCUGAAUGAAUGCUUUGCCCAAGAUAGUUGGGCUUUCCUGGUCUGUAAGAGUAAACAAAAGAGCCUAGUAGCGCAGAGGGACAUGAAAGAGGGCAAGUGUGCUCAGGAGUCCCUGGGUAACCUGGGGACCGUGGCUCAUUGAACCCAACUGAUGACAUCUGAAUGGCCACUACCCCCUCAGCCUCGUCAGUCACCUGGGGUCCCAGCUCCCCCUUCUUCUUCAAGCCCGGAGGGAGCAGAGAGAGCUGAUUGGCCUCAGAGCUCUGUAAAACUCAAGAGUUGGACUAGAAGAAGGCUCUUACAUUGCCUUCUGCAUCUUGGCAUUGUGUGGUUCCACUGAUGAUUGACUCCGGAGGGAAGAGAUCCCUUGGCUGGGGCUGGAAGCUGAUGGCCCAGGCCAGGUGACCGCGUGGGCUACGUGCGAGUGUGCCCGCCUGGAGAGGAGGCAGAGGCAGGACCUGAUGUCGGAGACCAUGGACCAGCCGGCCGCUGGGCCUGGAAGCCCAAGGCCGGGAGAAAACGGGGAUGGCAGCAGAGAGCCGGGUACCUGCCAGGACCUUCUGCACCGCCUGCGGGAGCUGGAGGCGGAGAACUCGGCCCUGGCACAGGCCAACGAGAACCAGCGGGAGUCUUACGAGCGCUGCCUGGACGAGGUGGCCAACCACGUGGUGCAGGCCCUGCUCCACCAGAAGGACCUGCGGGAGGAGUGCAUCAAGCUGAAGAAGCGGGUGUUCGACCUGGAGCGGCAGAACCAGAUGCUCAGUGCCCUGUUCCAGCAGAAGCUCCAGCUCACAGCAGGCUCCCUGCCUCAGGUCCCACUCAGCCCACUCCAGCCGCCCCCAGAGCCGCCGGCCUCCCCCUCCCUGAGUUCCGCCGAGGGACCGGCCCCCUCACUGCCCAUGGGGCGCUCUGCUGGGCAGAGAGAGGUGUGCUGGGAGCAGCAGCUGCGGCCUGGAGGCCCAGGACCGCCAAUUGCCCCACCCCCAGCGCUGGACGCCCUGACCCCAUUCCUGCGGAAGAAAGCCCAGAUCCUGGAGGUGCUGAGAGCCCUGGAGGAGACCGACCCCCUGCUUCUGUGCUCCCCCGCCACCCCCUGGCGGCCUCCGGGGGAGGGGCCCGGCUCCCCAGAGCCCGUCAACGGGGAGCUGUGUAGCUCUCCUCGGCCUUUGCCCACACCCUGGGGCCCCUGCCUGCUGCUCGGACCCGGCAGCCUGGGGGGCCUGCUGCGCUGGGAGCAUCUCCUGGGGGCCCCAGGAGAGGAAGAGGGGACCGGGCAGCGCUGGGGCUCCAGCAGGGGGCCCCCCCAGGCCCAGGGCACGGGCUCUGGCCCGCACGGUGCCCCCGGCAGCAGCUCCUCAUCCUCUUCUGAUGAGGCAGGGGACCCCAAUGAGGCCCCAAGCCCCGAUACCCUGCUGGGUGCCCUGGCUCGCAAACAGCUGAACCUGGGCCAGCUCCUGGAGGACACGGAGUCCUACCUGCAGGCCUUCCUGGCGGGAGCAACAGGUCCACUCAACGGGGACCACCCGGGGCCUGGGCAGCCAGGCCCCCCAGACCAGAGGCCCCCACAGCUGCCCAAGUCCAAAGGCCUUCCCAAGUCAGCGUGGGGCGGGGGUACCCCAGAGGCCCAAAGGCCAGCCUUUGGUGCUACCUCAGAAGGCCAGGGGCCGCUCCCCUUUCUCAGCAUGUUCGUGGGUGCAGGGGACACCCCCCCAGGUUCUCGGCCUGGCCCCCCCCACUCCUCAUCUCAGGUGAAAAGCAAGCUCCAAAUCGGACCCCCGUCUCCCGGGGAGGCCCAGGGACCACUCCUGCCCUCUCCUGCCAGGGGCCUCAGGUUCCUAAAGCUGCCUCCAGCCUCGGAGAAGGUCCCCAGCCCAGGCGGCCCGCAGCUCAGCCCCCAGCUCCCCCGGAACUCCCGAAUCCCCUGUCGGAAUGGCGGCUCCGACGGGAGCCCCUCGCCGCUGCUGGCCCGACGGGGCCUGGGGAUAGGAGAGCUGUCCCCCGACGGGGCACAGGGCCUGCCCAUCAGCUCCUCACCCUGCUCCUCGGCCUCAGACUCUGCCCAGCUCAGACUCCCCCAGCCAGCCGUGCCCACCACACUGUCCCCAGGGCCAGGGAUGGCCCCUUGCUUCGAGAAUAUUCUGGACCUUUCCCGGGCCACCUUCAGGGGGGCUUCGCCAGAGCCCCCUCCCUCACCACUGCAGGUGCCCCCCUACCCACAACUGACCAUGGAGGUGCCACCCGCCACCGAGGUCCUCAGAAGCCCUGGCGUCCCCUCCAGCCCGUGCACCUCAGAACCGUGCCCCUAUGGGAGCCCCCCAGAGAAGAGCCCCGACAAGGCAGGCUGGGAAUCCCCCCACCCCGGACGCAGGACCCCAGGCAGCUCAGCCAAGAAGUCUGGCCAGGGGCCAGGGCGGCGGCCUGGGGAGCCUGGCUACACACCCCUGCGGGACAGACUGGCUGCCCUGGGCAGACUGAAGACAGGCCCCGAGGGGCCUCUGGGUCCAGAGAAGAAUGGACUGGCAGCCAGGCUGGGCAGCGAGAAGGCCCGGGGACCCGGGAGGUCAGCCGAGAGCACUGUAGGAGACCCAGGGCCUCCCAGCACCAGAGCCCCUGAGCAGCCAGACACCAAGGGCGCACUUCGAGGGCCGGUGGCCUUGGGCACAAACAGCCUGAAGCAGCAGGAAGCCGGGCUCCUGGGGGACCCCGGAGCCCGAGUUUACUCCUCCCACUCCAUGGGGGCCCGGCUAGACUUGGAGCCCAUCUCACCGAGGAGCUGCCUCACCAAAGUGGAGCUGGCCAAGAGCCGGCUGGCAGGGGCCCUGUGCCCCCAGGCCCCCCGGGCCCCUGCCAAAGUGCCAACCUCAGCCCCCAGCCUGGGCAAGCCCAAUAAGAGCCCCCACAGCAGCCCCACCAAACUGCCUUCCAAGUCCCCCACCAAAGUGGUGCCCCGGCUCGGGGCCCCCUCGGUCAACAAGGAGGCCCCCAAGUCGGACAAGGGGAAGGGCCCGCCGUGGGCGGACUGUGGUGGUGCCCCGGCCCCACCCACACCCCCAGCGGCUGGCCCCACCGACCCCAGCCCGGGCCCUGAGGGGCCAGCCCCCCACUCGGCCAUCGAGGAGCAGGUGAUGAAGGGCAUCGAGGAGAACGUGCUGCGGCGCCAGGGCCAGGGCCAGGCGCUGGCCGCCGAGGCCAAGCACCGCAGCACCAGCAGCAUCGCCAGCUGGUUCGGCCUGAAGAAGAGCAAGCUGCCGGCCCUGAACCGCCGCACGGAGGCCGCCAAGGGCAAGGAAGGGGCCAGCGGCUCCCCGCUCCGCAAGGAGGCCAAGACGGAAGCCCGGAAGCUGGAGGCGGAGAGCCUCAACAUCUCCAAGCUGAUGGCCAAGGCAGAAGACCUGCGCCGCGCCUUGGAGGAGGAGAAGGCCUACCUGAGCAGCAGGGCGCGGCCCCGGCCCGGGGGGCCAGGCCCAGGGCCGCAGGUGCAGGGCCAGCUGGCCGGCAUGUACCAAGGUGCAGACACCUUCAUGCAGCAGCUGCUCAACAGGGUGGAUGGCAAGGAGCUACCGCCCCAAAGUUGGCGGGAGCCCAAGCCCGAGUACGGGGGCUUCCAGCCAGUGUCCGCUGACCCCAAGAACCCCUGGCCAGCCUGCGGGCCCCGAAAUGGCCUGGUAGGUCCCCUGCAGGGCUGUGGAAAGCCUCCUGGGAAGCUGAGCAGCGAGCCAGGGAGGCGAGAAGAGGUCCCUGCAGAGGACAGCCUGGCCGAGCCAGUGCCCCCCUCACACUUCACAGCCUGUGGCUCCCUGACCCGAACCCUGGACAGUGGCAUUGGGACCUUUCCGCCCCCAGACCAUGGCAGCUGUGGCCCCCCCAGCAAGAAUGUACCCAAGACUAAGCCUCCACGGCUAGAGCUGCCCCCCGGGGCAACCCCCGCUCGGCCCCCGCCCCUCACUAAGGUUCCCCGCCGUGCCCACACACUGGAGCGUGAGGUGCCAGGCAUGGAGGAGCUGCUGGUGAGUGGGCGGCACCCCAGCAUGCCGGUCUUCCCCGCGCUGCUCACUGCAACGCCCAGCCACCGCGGCCAUAAGACCUGUCCUGAGGAUCCCUGUGAGGACCCAGGCGCACCCCCCGCCAGCCAGCUGGCCAAGAACUGGACCUUCCCCAACGCACGGGCCACCAGCUGCUCUGCUGACCCCUUCCUCUGCACGCCCCGGCAGCUGGAGGGACUGCCCCGGACCCCCAUGGCCCUGCCCGUGGACCGGAAGCCGAGCCUGGAGCCCAGCCGCCCAUCCACCACCACGCCCCCAGGCCCAGUGUCUGGGGGCAGCCGCACCCCCAGCACAUCGGACAUGGGCGAGGAUGCCCGCGCUGCCAGUGGAGGUGCCCCGGGGCUGGAGACCUCGGAGUCCCUCAGUGACUCGCUCUACGACUCGCUGUCCUCCUGUGGGAGCCAGGGCUGAGGCCAGUGCCACCCCACAGCCCCCCGCCGGAGCUGGGGACCACAGGCCGAACCUCGCCAGGGGCCCGUGGGUUGCCCCCCGAAGGGACCAAGGAGGCCAAUGGAAAAGGAGGUGGCGGGGUCCCUGGCACCCCUGCCCGCCGGGCACCGCUGCUGUGGAUGAGAUGAUCCUGCUCUCAGCUCAGGGAGGGACCCUGCCCUUGGUCCCCUCUCUCACCCAGAAUAAGGCUCUUCUCCAAAGGGGUUGGGGCCCCGCCCCCAGCUUCCACUGGAGACUGAGCUGAGCCGUCUUCUUGUGGUGCUGGGCCCUGCCCACCUGCUGUGCCAUCUCCGCCCAACCUGGCCAAGCCCCUGCCUGGAGCAUCCUGGGGCCAGGCCCUGCCCCUGUGCUGGGGGAUCCAGGGGCUGAGGGGGACCAGGUGCCUUCUCUCCGUCUGCCUGGCCCUCUCUGCUGUUUGGAUGGUGCUGACCUCCCUGCCCCGCGUCUUUGGGGCUCGUUUGUCUCGUCGUCUUUUUUUGUUUUGUUUUUAUAUUAAAGCGCCUGGCCCAGUCCUCACCACCACCCCGGACCCCAAACUGCGGUUAAUUUAUCUGUUGUUAAAAAUGUGGCUGUUCUGCUUUCAGCCUCCGCUUCUGCCGUCUCCCCAAUAAAACGUGCAGGCUCCUCCCUGCCCCCCAA
This is a messenger RNA of Echinops telfairi (small Madagascar hedgehog), 5472 nucleotides long. It is a transcript of the gene NCKAP5L, whose product is annotated as NCK associated protein 5 like. The record is from RefSeq and is a predicted model, not a curated record. The transcript is spliced from 13 exons. Gene Ontology annotation, cellular component: microtubule plus-end. Lineage: Eukaryota; Metazoa; Chordata; Mammalia; Afrosoricida; Tenrecidae. Gene Ontology annotation, biological process: microtubule depolymerization; microtubule bundle formation. Bases 802 to 4794 code for a protein of 1330 amino acids.